GCUCUGAGAAAGAUCAUGCGUUGGGAGGAGGACACCCUCACGCCGGAAGAGCUAGCGGAGUGGUACUCACGUCUGUCUUGGGAGAAGGAGCUGGACAUGCAGAAAGAGAUCCGUCUCCGUCGCGAAGCGGUGUUCUGGCACGAUCCGACCCUUGACGACUUGGAUGAGCAGGACAAAAUGUGGGAGAUCAUCCAGAUGGGCUUUCAGCAGGUGGAGGAUGUUUUGGACAGCAUUGACCUUGCCCAUUACCGCGACUACUUCCUGUCCAAGGGCGUUCUUUACGGCGCCAAGAUGCGGGGCAUGACGAGGAAGUUUAUG
This is a messenger RNA of Symbiodinium pilosum, 318 nucleotides long. The record is from the annotation of a GenBank genome assembly. Lineage: Eukaryota; Dinophyceae; Suessiales; Symbiodiniaceae.